AACCCAAUAGAGAUAUAUCGAAGCAUCAAUGGCAGGAGUUGGCAACAAGGCAAAUAAUGUUGAUUUCGAAGACUUGUUACCGGAGAUGGCGGACAAGCUCGGCGGCGAGGGGCUGAUAAGGGAGCUAUGCAAUGGCUUCCAGCUGCUGAUGGACAAGGAGAGAGGUGUCAUUACGCUAGAGAGCUUGAGGAGGAACUCUGCUGUUUUGGGCCUUCAGGAUUUGAGAGAGGAUGAGCUUGUGAGUAUGUUGAAGGAAGGUGACUUGGAUGGAGAUGGGGCUCUGAAUCAGAUGGAGUUCUGCGUUUUGAUGUUCAGAUUGAGUCCUGAGUUGAUGGAGGAGAGUUGGAUUUGGCUUGAGCAGGGCUUGCAGGAGGAGCUAAAUAGUAAUACCAAGAGACCUUGAUGAUCUUGAUUGAUAUGUAUGUAGAACACUCGGGAAGAAUUUUGUACUUUUUCUUGGUUUUGUUGCAUUUCUAUUCUUUUACAUCUUCAUUGUUGUUCGUUCUGAAAAGCAAUGAAAUUGAAUACAGAGGAAUUAGUAGAUAACGAUUAUUGCAAAUUUACAAACACUUCUUGAUUCAUGGCAGUUACGUG
This is a messenger RNA of Fragaria vesca subsp. vesca, 594 nucleotides long. Its product is annotated as calcium-binding protein PBP1-like. Bases 29 to 403 code for a protein of 124 amino acids. NCBI's taxonomy places the organism in Eukaryota, Viridiplantae, Streptophyta, Magnoliopsida, Rosales, Rosaceae. The record is from RefSeq and is a predicted model, not a curated record. The transcript has a single exon.